This is a messenger RNA of Diaporthe batatas, 396 nucleotides long. RefSeq lists its product as uncharacterized. The coding region runs from base 1 to 396 and encodes 131 amino acids. NCBI's taxonomy places the organism in Eukaryota, Fungi, Ascomycota, Sordariomycetes, Diaporthales, Diaporthaceae. The transcript has 5 exons. The record is from RefSeq and is a predicted model, not a curated record.
AUGUUCUCUCUCGUUCAGCUCUUUACCUUCGGUCUGGCCGCCUUGACCGCCCGCAAUGGGUUCCAGGUCUCGACCACCAGCAAUGUUGGAGUCUCUCGGGUUGCGGGCUCGGCCUUGAUGGCUUUCGCUAUCCCAGCAUUGGCAAUGCCACUUGAAAACACUCAGCUCGUUGCUAGGAAUGGCACGGAGGCUGCUGGAGGCGAGGAUUGCAAUGACGAUUCUGAGGAUGAUCAGGAAGACGAUAAGGAUGACGACGAGGCCGAUUCGGAAGAUGAUAAGGAGGAUCAGGAAGACGAUAAGGAUGACGACGAGGCCGAUUCGGAAGAUGAUAAGGACGAUCAGGAAGAUGACGAAGGCGAUGAGGAGCACGAUUCGGAAGACAACGAGAAGCCUUGA